UACUACAAAAUCAUCAUGAGGAAAGCGUCCUAUCCUCGCCCGAUCCACGAAGAUGUGGAUGUCAAAGCAGAAAGGGAGAAAAUCAAAACAACAGACAUCGCUACCCUCAAGAAAAAGAACGCCAUCCUGCUGGUAGACGCCCAGAAGAACUACGCCCGCCAAUGCUCGUCUCGCUGUGCUGUACAUUCGCUCAGUCUCAGCAUCGGCCACAACGAGUGUUUCGGCAUUCUCGGCCAAACUGGCUCGGGGAAGACAACCAUCUUUAAGAUGUUGACUGGGGAGAUUUCCAUUACGCAGGGGGACAUAUUCGUUCACGGGGAUAGUGUCAAGACCACACGGACCCAAAAGACGAUCGGCUACUGCCCCCAGUUGCCGGCACUCCAACACAGACUGACGGGGCGUGAGGUGCUCCUCCUGUACGCCAGGCUCAAGGGGGUCGUUGGGGACAGUGUGUCCCAGCUGGUGGAAGAUAUUAUAGACUUCAUCAAGCUCAGGCCGCAUGAGGACAAGCAGACCAAAAACUACAGCAACGGAACUAAAAGAAAACUGUCAGUUGGAAUCGCCAUAGUGUGUAACCCCAACCUGCUGGUACUAGAUGAUCCCACGGCUGGGAUGGAUCCGGUCUCUCGGCGAAACAUGUGGGACAUUAUGCUCUCCAUCAAGGCUCAUAAAAGGACGAUACUGAUGACAUCACACAGCAUAGAGGAAUGCCAAGCUUUGUGCGGUAAAUUUGCUAUCAUUAAAAAGGGACAGUUACUUUGCCUAGGAAGCCGAGAAAGUUUGGAGAACAAAUUUAAAACAGUUUAUUCAGUAUUCCUUUACGCCAAUCAGUUAGAAAACGGACUUUUGAUACCAAUAGAACCGGCUGUAGAUUUCGUGCAUGGAUCAUUUAUAAAUGUUGUGUUGUUCAGUAAACAAAAGGCCCUGUGCCAGCUACAAAUACCCCAGCAUGUUCGACUGUCUGCACUCUUCACUAUCUUAGAGAAGGCCAAAGAAAGUUACAAUUUAAAACACUACACGGUGCAGAAAACUUCAUUAGAGCAAAUCUUCUUCAAGAUGAUUAAGGAAGAACAUUACUAGAUCUUGUACAACACAUUUUUACUGAAAUAAACGGACAAAUUUAAGUAUCGCAUUGGCCGCACUUCGGGCUU
Physella acuta is the source of this 1151-nucleotide messenger RNA. RefSeq names its product phospholipid-transporting ATPase ABCA3. Gene Ontology annotation, molecular function: ATP hydrolysis activity; ABC-type transporter activity; lipid carrier activity. Lineage: Eukaryota; Metazoa; Mollusca; Gastropoda; Physidae. The record is from RefSeq and is a predicted model, not a curated record. Gene Ontology annotation, cellular component: intracellular membrane-bounded organelle; membrane. Gene Ontology annotation, biological process: transmembrane transport; lipid transport.